Plasmopara halstedii is the source of this 2589-nucleotide messenger RNA. Its product is annotated as sec14 cytosolic factor. Lineage: Eukaryota; Oomycota; Peronosporomycetes; Peronosporales; Peronosporaceae. Gene Ontology annotation, molecular function: metal ion binding. The record is from RefSeq and is a predicted model, not a curated record. Bases 1 to 2589 code for a protein of 862 amino acids. The transcript is spliced from 3 exons.
AUGGGGAGUGGAGAUCGCCUCGCCAUGCCGCGCUUCUUUCGCGAGACCACAAGGGAGCAUCAAACACCUGAAAUAUCUGCAUCUCCCUCUUCUUCAACCUCUUCGCCGCCAUCAUCACCCAGUGAGGGCGAGGUAGAGCACUCAAUGGUUGAGGAGCUUCAACGACGUAAGGCAGCAUUCUUAGCGCACUUCAAAAGCAAUAGUGCACCGAUCUCGAGUGGUGAUGAUGGCGCAAAGACAACUCCGUCAGAAUCCUGUAGCACACGCUCGCUGGAUAGCUGGAUGGGCCCGCAUAGUGCAGACCAUAAAUGUCAUGUGUGCAAUACUCCACUUCGACUCUUACGGCUUCGACACCGAUGUCGGAAUUGCGGAGAGGCAGUGUGCGGCGUGCAUAGCAAGAAUCAAGUGCCCCUACCUCAUUUAGGCAUCAUGAAAGAGUUAGUGCAACGUCGCGCUGGUUAUCGUAGUCCUAGGAGGCUGGGACAGAAUUCGAAUCCAAGUUUUCUCGGCGAUCGAGAGAGCGAUUCAGAAAUGUCACCCGUGGCCAGAGAGAAGAUGGUGGCGGCUCAGUCACUUCCAUCAGCAGAGAAGGAAACGAUGAUUUUGUCGGAUGGUGCUACAAAUGUCAUUGAUUCAAUGGAUAAUCGAGGAAGUUUUCACUUGAAUUCUCUUGGUGGUGGAUUGACGAGUAAUAGUGCCAAUGCAAUGCCUGGUAUCUUGUACAGCUGCUUGUUAGAAGAACAGGACAAUAAAAUGGACGAGAUUUUGUACCUUGGAACAUUUACUAUGGGUGGACGAUCCCUUGCAAGCCGUCGUAUGAGUGCAAAUGUGGCGUUGUGGAAAUGGCGGAUUUUUAUGCUGACGACGGCAGAGAUGCUGUGUUUCAAGGCGACAGGGUCGAUUCCGGACGAUGAUUCGACUUUUAUGUCGGCCAUGGCGCUAGGUGAAGUGCGGUCGACUGUUCAUCUGUCGGAUAUCUUGCAUAUUGAAGUAAAUGACCAAUUUCCGCGUAUUCUUACUGUUAUCCGCUCCGAUGGUCGAGUGUUUCGUGUGCGAGCGCGUACACCAGAGCAGUGUACGGAAAUUGCUACCACUCUACGUAUAGCCAUGCAACACUUUCAAGACGCGCUUUUUAAGCUGCAACGUGGUCCACGACCUGAAGAUAAUGCGAUCAGUUGUGUAACUGUCCAGCACGAAUCAUCUUUACCUGAGUGUGUCGUUGCGAGCAAUCCAGCUGUCAGAGAAGUGAUCGAAGUGGAGAUGUAUCCGUCGAGCAUUCUUCGAUUUUACGUAUGUGGUCCGUCAGCUAGUGGCACGGCACAGUUUUCGCGCGAGAUGUUGACCAGUGGCUCAAAGGAAGGCUCGCCCAUCACGGUUGAGGCUGAACCAUUGGAAAAUGGACCUCGAGACGACAAUAUACUUCAUGUAGCAGUUCGAGUGGAGAAGACUCGCGGUCGAUUGGAAGUUGCUGAAGAGAAUCGACGUUUCUGGGGUCUGACCUCUUUUCUGGCAGCUGUAGCCGCAGUGAUGAAUUCGAUGGAUAAAGGCUCGUUUGAAUUGUUGGCCUGGCUGAUGGCUCUUGUACUCUUCCUCACCCGAUUCCACGAGCAGAUAAGCGUUUCACUUGCUACUAGAAGAAUAUCAUGGGCGCAUCAGUUACAAAUUCAGUGUGUCAGCAUCACAGUGGGCAAAAGUGAAGGGUCGUUGGAGGAGAUAAAUGAUGACGAAGAUGGUAAUGAUUUUGAGCUGGACAGUCGCUUUGUUGCAGGGUGUGAAGGCGAUCUGGAUGAAGCAAAGGAGCGUUACACAGCAACAUUGAAAUGGCGGAAAUUAAACGACAUCGAUACAAUAUUGCUGCGCCCGUCUCAUGCGUUUACACAUAUGAAGGAGUGUUUCACCCAUUUCACACACAAGAAAGAUCGACUGGGCCAUCCCAUUUCGUUUGAAUUCUUAGGCGGCCAACGAAAAGCCCUUCAUGACUUUACAGCUCGUGGGGUUACGGAAGACGAAGCGAUUAUGCAUCAUGUGCGAAUGAUGGAAUUUAUGUGGAAAGUAAUUGACCCGCGACCAUUUCCAGAAGGCAACAUGUUAAAAAUUUAUGAUAUCAAGGGCAUUUCCAUGGCGGAUUUGUCGAGUGAUGUGGUAAAUUAUACGAAAAGAUGGGGCGAGACAGUCGCCAGAUAUAAUCCUGAGCGGGUGUACCAGGUUUUCAUUAUCAAUCCGCCUUCUUGGUUCAACCUCAUUUGGAAAUUGGUUUCGCCUCUGGUCAAUCCUAAAACACGUGAACGAAUUCACGUGCUUCGUGGCAACAAGGACAUUACCAAAGCUUUGCUGGAAUUUGUUGCACCGGAGAAUCUUCCUAAGGAGUACGGUGGAGAGUGUCAAUGCGAAGGCGGAUGCUUUACACAUUCUCCUGAAGAAGUUGAUAUUCGCGAGUGGACCGAAUUUGUUAAUGCAAAUUAUCAUGGUGACGUUAAUGACCCAAUCCUCGUCGAUGCAUUUAAAAAACUAUGCGAAAAGUAUUACAAACAAUUGCCACCCCCAAGCUCCGGCGCCGAUGCUGCUUCUGGAACAACGCUGCAAAUUUAA